AUGAGCGGCGACGCCAACAAAGAGUUUGAGGAGCAGCUGCGCCUUCAGGAGCUCUACAGCAGGAGGAGCCAGGAUGGUUCUGAUCCGUUCACGUACACGGACACCGACGGCACAGUUUACGACUGGGAUCAUGACAAGAAGGCUUGGUUCCCCAAGGUCACAGAAGAUUUCAUAGCUGCCUACCAGGCAAACUACGGUUUCUCUCAAGAAGGCGAGCCGGGUGUCGCCUCCGAAAUGGAGAUGAAAAAGACAACGACGACAAAGACGAUGACGAAGGAACCAAUCCCAGAGCAGCAAACAAGUGUGGCUGCAGACGGCAAGCAGAAAGGGGAGAAAAGGAAAGCUGAUCCAGGCUGGUUUGACAUGGAGGACACCAAGAACACCAACGUGUACGUGUCUGGCCUGCCCCCCGACACGAGCCCCGAGGAGUUCGUGGAGCUGAUGUCAAAGUGCGGCAUCGUCAUGCGGGACCCCAUCAGUGAAGAUUUCAAAGUCAAACUCUACAAGGACAAAGAUGGCAACCUCAAAGGGGACGGCCUUUGCUGCUACCUCAAGAGGGAGUCUGUUGAGUUGGCAGUGCGUCUUCUGGACGAGUCGGAGGUCAGGGGUUAUAAAGUGCACGUGGAGGCGGCGCGCUUCGAGCUCAAAGGGCAAUACGACGCCAGCAAGAAGAAGAAAAAGAAUAAGGAGUACCGCAAGAAGAUGCAGCAGCAGCAAAAACAGUUGGACUGGAGACCCGAGAAGCAAGGAGACGCCAGGAAGCGACACGAAAAAGUCGUCAUCAUUAGGAACAUGUUUCAUCCCAGCGACUUUGAGGAGGACCCUCUGGUCCUGAACGAGUAUCGUGACGACCUUCGCUCCGAGUGCGACAAGUUCGGCGAGGUCAAGAAGGUCAUCCUGUUUGACCGCCACCCGGACGGCGUGGCAUCGGUGGCUUUCAAGGAGCAACCGGCAGCCGACGCCUGCAUCGCAUCCUUCCACGGACGCUGGUUCGGCGGACGCCAGCUCAGCGCCGAACUUUGGGACGGGAGCACAGACUAUCAGGUGGAGGAGACAAGCCGCGAACGUGAAGAACGUCUCAAAGGUUGGUCCUCCUUCCUGGAGGGGGCGGAGCCGGCCGGGGGUCCCGCCCUUCCGCCAGAGGGCGCCACAAAGGUGGCGGGCGAUGCACCUGCUAUCCCGCAACCAUCGCACGAUGAAAAAAAGGGAAAAAAGGAAGACGAGGAAGCCAAGUCGACAGACAGCAGCUUGGCGGGAAGCGACGAGGAGGAAGCUUAA
Messenger RNA from Nerophis lumbriciformis (worm pipefish), 1278 nucleotides. Lineage: Eukaryota; Metazoa; Chordata; Actinopteri; Syngnathiformes; Syngnathidae. The record is from RefSeq and is a predicted model, not a curated record.